Halteromyces radiatus is the source of this 1230-nucleotide messenger RNA. RefSeq lists its product as uncharacterized. Gene Ontology annotation, cellular component: membrane. NCBI's taxonomy places the organism in Eukaryota, Fungi, Mucoromycota, Mucoromycetes, Mucorales, Cunninghamellaceae. The transcript has 7 exons. Bases 49 to 1185 code for a protein of 378 amino acids. Gene Ontology annotation, biological process: regulation of peptide transport. The record is from RefSeq and is a predicted model, not a curated record.
CUUCUUCUUUUUAUCCCAUUCUUUUGUUUUAUAUUUAUAUAUAUUUCAAUGGCAGAAUCUGAUCUGUCAAAACAUCGUUAUUAUGGUGGUAUAUUUGCUUUAUUAGGUGUAGUCUUUAUAUGGGUAACUUCUUCUUUUGCCAUGAAUAGUAUUUUUGGUGAAUUACAAUAUAACAAGCCUUUUCUUGUGACCUAUUUGAAUACUGCUACUUUUUCUUUUUAUUUAAUACCAUUUUUAUUUAAAAAUUCAAAGAAAAAGAAUGAAGAAACAAUCAAAAUCUUGAAUACAACUGAAACCAGAUUACAAUUCUCGGAGUUAGAGUCAAGAUCUCAUCUAUCUAUCAAUAAUAAUACAACCAAACUAAGUACCAUGGAAACUAUCAAAUUAAGUUUUGCUUUUUGUAUUCUUUGGUUCUUUGCCAAUUAUACCACAAAUGCAAGUUUGGCUUAUACCAGUGUUGGUAGUAGUACCAUUUUGGCUUCUAUGUCUGGUUUAUUUACAUUGGGAAUUGGGGCUAUGUUUAAUGUUGAAAAAAUUACUUUGAUCAAAUUGAUAUCAGUCUGUGUUAGUUUCAUUGGAGUGAUAUUAGUAUCUUAUUCUGAUCAAAAAACCUAUCCAACUGAACAAGAUCCAACCAUAACAACAAAUAUAUCAUCAGCAUUGAUAGGGGAUAUAUUAGCAUUAUUGGGCGCUGUGUUUUAUGGAUGUUACACCACAAUGUUGAAAGUACGAAUUGGUGAUGAAGAUCGUAUUGAUAUGCCUCUCUUUUUUGGUUUUGUUGGUGCCUUUAAUCUACUCUUAUUAUGGCCAGUUUUUCCUCUUUUGGAUUGGUUAGGCAUUGAAACUUUUCAAUUACCUUUUACUUCUACUUUAUGGUUCAUGGUCUUAUUGAAUGCAUUUAUUGGUACUUUCCUAUCUGAUUAUCUUUGGCUUUUGGCUAUGUUGAUGACUUCUCCUUUAGUAGUCACUUUAGGAAUCUCUUUGACGAUUCCCUUGGCCUUAUUUGGUGAUAUCGUAUUUAAAGGUUUUAUCCCUCAACCUCAUUAUAUUAUUGGUGCUUUAUUGGUCGUUAUUGGAUUCGUUACAGUGAAUAUAGCAGCUUUAAAGGAACGAAAACAAGAACAAGAACAACAACAACAACAGAUACCCGAUCAAAACAUAUCCACCAAUUAUCAAUCUAUAUAAUAUAUAUAUAUUGUAAAUUCUUGUAUUAAUAAACAACCUCGGAAC